AUGUUUAAAACGGCUAUUUUGAUCAGCUUUGUGGCUCUUGCUCAUUCAGCAUACGACGAUCUUCCACAAGUUUCCGAUCCUUACAACCCACCGGGUCAUGCUCCGGUUACUUGCAGUGAAGAUUAUAAAGCAGUUAUUGAAUCCACUAGAGCCGAAUUGGGUAAAACCGAAACUAUUGUGAAAUACACUACUGUUUUAGGUAACCGUAUUCAGCAGAAGUUUGGAAGAUCUCAUGAAGUUUUGAUAGUCAAAACUGGCCAGAUUGGACACAGAAGUAAUUAUAAUGGAUCGAUCUGUAGACAUGAUACCGACUACGGAUUUCACUACGUUCUUUACCCAACCCCAGGAGAUUACAACAUCCAUGAUGCCAAGCUUGAGGAAUAUUUUGAGAAAUUCUCCGCGUUCUCAUCGAUCAGACAUCCAAAUAUUGCUGAUCUUCCAAUCGAUCCAAGAAGACUUUAA
This is a messenger RNA of Caenorhabditis bovis, 462 nucleotides long. NCBI's taxonomy places the organism in Eukaryota, Metazoa, Nematoda, Chromadorea, Rhabditida, Rhabditidae. The record is from the annotation of a GenBank genome assembly.